AUGUCUUUCACUGAGGAUCAAGAAAAAAUCGCGCUAGAAAUACUGUCAAAGGACAAGCAUGAGUUUUACGAAAUUUUGAAAGUGGAUAGGAAAGCCACAGAUAGUGAAAUCAAAAAGGCAUACAGAAAACUAGCUAUUAAAUUACAUCCUGACAAAAACUCUCAUCCUAAAGCGGGAGAAGCUUUUAAAGUAAUCAACAGGGCAUUUGAAGUACUAAGUAGUGAGGAAAAGCGCAGUAUUUAUGACAGGAUAGGUAGAGACCCUGACGAUAGACAAAUGCCAUCCAGAAGUGCGGCUUCAGGGUUCCAAGGAAGUGCAGGUGGAUCUCCAAUGGGUGGCGGAUUCGAAGACAUGUUUUUCAAUUCACGUUUUGGUGGUCAAAGAGCGGGACCCCCGGAAGAUAUAUUCGACUUUUUAUUCAACGCAGGCGGCAGCCCAUUCGGUGCUUCACCCUUUGGGUCUUCUGCUUCCACUUUUUCAUUUGGAGGUCCAGGUGGUUUCAGAGUCUAUACAAAUAACCGGGGAGGCUCACCAUUCAUGCGCCAACAACCCCGGUCAAGACAGCAGCAACAGCAAGCAGAAGAAAAUGCAGUGAACUCACAAUUAAAGAAUAUGCUUGUUCUUUUCAUCAUCUUUAUUGUUCUUCCCAUGAUUAAAGAUUAUUUGUUCGGUUGA
Molecule: messenger RNA, 675 nt
Organism: Saccharomyces paradoxus
Lineage: Eukaryota; Fungi; Ascomycota; Saccharomycetes; Saccharomycetales; Saccharomycetaceae
Gene: HLJ1
Product: type I HSP40 co-chaperone HLJ1
Exons: 1
Coding region: 1-675 (224 amino acids)
Biological process (GO): cellular response to misfolded protein
Cellular component (GO): endoplasmic reticulum membrane
Molecular function (GO): Hsp70 protein binding
Source: RefSeq, a predicted model, not a curated record